UGAGAAUUAAUUGCAAAGAGAAACAUAAGAGUUACUACACUAGUGCUGAGAGAAAAAUGAAGAGUUACGAAACGGGGAAAAGUGGGAUCGGUACAUAGAAUUGCAAUUACAGAGUAAAAGUUGAAGUAUUUGGAUUUACAUCUCGGGUUUUUUUUGGAAUUUGAAUGGGUGGUUUCAGACUGAUAAUUCGAAGCGUUCGGAAUCACAAAGUUCGGUAAUUACGCCGGUUUUCCGAUCGAAAUGCCGCCAUCGCUGCCAUCCUUGCCGGUUGAACUCAAAAUUGAAAUCCUCACCAGAUUACCCGUCAAGUCUGUGAUGCGUUUCACUGCAGUAAGUAAGUCAUGGCUUUCUCUCUUGUCGGAUCCCGGAUUCGUCUCAGCACACCUGUCUAAAGGAGCUACCGAACAGUUCUUCUGUGUAACUAAGACCGACCUGAAUACUCGUCGUUUUGCUCUUAUCGAUGGAGAUAAUCUCGACGGCAAUCUCACGCUAGGACCAAUCGUCAAACCUGUAAGGGAAUUCCCGCUUACGUUUUCUCGUUUUUUCAAUCCAAAGAAUUCUGCACAGAUUGAAUUAGUGGGCAGCUUCGACGGAUUGCUUUGCUUAUGCUUUCUCCGUCCAGAUUCUCACCCGUUAAUUAUGCUAUGGAACCCUUCAAUUCGAAGACACUUGGUGUUACCACGUCCCUCCAUUCUUCCUCCUCCAAGGAAAGGUAGUCAUGCAAUCGGUUUUUGUGUGGCCAGCGAUCGCGAUUAUAGGGUUGUGUGGGUCCAUGAGAAGAAUAUGGAUAAUCCUAUGUCUGUUGAAAUCUACUCUCUUAAUUCAGGGAAGUGGCGGAUUCGACGAUUCGAUGAUGAUUUGUUUCCUACUAGGUGGUUGUAUAGUGGUCAGGCUAUCCUACAUGGUAGGAUGCAUUGGGUUGGAUUUGAUGAGGAUCUUGGGGAUGACUACAUAUACUUUAGUCAUUCAAUCACUUCAUUUGACAUAGAUGAAGAGAUAUUUAGAGACAUACCCGUCCCGAGAAAGUUAGCAUAUUCUCUAUGGGAUGAAAAAAUAAGUAUUGCUCUAGUUAGAGAGUCACUGGGUAUGAUGGUUUUGUAUGAUCCUUUUAAUUGUGACAUUUGGGUGAUGCAAGAUUAUGGAAAUGUUGACUCCUGGACUUGGUUAUAUAAAAUUGAUUUCACACCAACAUAUAAUGAUUGGCCGAUACCUAUAGUAUACGCAUUAAACACUUGGAAGAAUGAAGGGGUUUUUUCUGGAUCACGUCAAGUCAUAUAUUAUGUGGAUGAUAAGCCGUGCAUUGUGCCGGAUGGGGAAUAUGGUGACCAUCAUCUUUACUAUGUAACUAAGUAUUUGGAGAGCCUUGUUUUGCUUGGAAACAAAGAUGCUGUUGCAGAUGUGCAUUUGCUUCAGGAUGUUGCAGGGAUCAUGGAAGAGGAGAAUGCUGGUGGUGGACAAGCAAUAUAGCCAAGGUUUUACAAACCAUUGGCUUGUUUCUUUCAGGGAAAAAGGCAUGUGGUAUUAGAGCUGUUUCCUUCAUUGGAUUUGAUGGCCACAACUAUAUAAGAGGAAGAUGCAAAAGUUCAUUCAAGCCGUCAGAAGUUUUUUUGCAUCACGGUAGGAAGUUCCACCAAGCUGCUAGAAGUAGCAGGGCUUGUUAGCUCUCUCAUGGUUUUUGCAUUGGGAUUUAGUAACGGUUAGCUGUCACAAAACGUCACGAUAUUGAAGAGAGGCUCUCGGGAUUUGGUACUUCUAGCGCUAUUUAAUGAGAGUUCAAACAGCGCUAUUUUCAAACUGUACCAUCAUCGACUUAUGACUUCGUUGAUGUAAUCAUCUCCUGUAAAAAACUCUGCCUUGAUUCUUCUUAUCAUGGUUGGUGUAAACUAUAAAGUAUGACAUAAUGUCUCCUUGUCCUUGGGUCUCGUUGUCGCCAUUUUCUUCUUAUCGUUGCC
Molecule: messenger RNA, 1952 nt
Organism: Cuscuta epithymum
Lineage: Eukaryota; Viridiplantae; Streptophyta; Magnoliopsida; Solanales; Convolvulaceae
Source: the annotation of a GenBank genome assembly